GUCCAACUGCGAGCAGCGAUGCUGAUCCAAUGCCGGAUGAUUUCAGCCUGUUGAAUUCUUCGCUUUCGGGCCUCGAAGUGACGGCAAAAGAAUCCAACCACGAAGAAACUCCAGCCGGUUCAACUACCACGUUUUCGUCGCUUUCUGUCGAGCCUGGACGCGACCCUUGGGCAAUCUCAACAAAGACAACCAAGGGAGACUUUGUGUCUGUAUUUCUUCAUCGAUUCGCACAGAGAUCAUUACCAUCUGAUGUGAAUAUACCUGUGACUGGCUUGGAAGGCUGGCUCCAUCGCAUACGUUUGACUCUCGAGGAGCCGCACUGCGAAGAUGCCAAACGACUUUUGAAGGAAAAUCCAUCUGCUGUUUUAUUUGCUCAACAGAUGCACCUAGUUCGUGCCUGUGGAUUGUUUAUCGAGGAGAUGGCCCAAAGAGCA
Messenger RNA from Acaulospora colombiana, 434 nucleotides. The record is from the annotation of a GenBank genome assembly. NCBI's taxonomy places the organism in Eukaryota, Fungi, Glomeromycota, Glomeromycetes, Diversisporales, Acaulosporaceae.